Molecule: messenger RNA, 1394 nt
Organism: Fomitopsis serialis
Lineage: Eukaryota; Fungi; Basidiomycota; Agaricomycetes; Polyporales; Fomitopsidaceae
Exons: 4
Coding region: 1-1014 (337 amino acids)
Biological process (GO): regulation of transcription by RNA polymerase II
Cellular component (GO): nucleus
Source: RefSeq, a predicted model, not a curated record
AUGGCUAACGGACAUAACAUGGGUAAGCGCACUCACGGUUGGAUGUCCAUGUUGCCGUGUUCGCUGAAUAUACACGCCCGGCCACAGGAUGAGACGCCUAUCAUGCCCCCGUCAUACAAGCCCGUCUCUUUUAUUUUGAAUCGCCCCUUGAAGCGUCCCGAGCCCCCUAACCCUCCAGACCCGGAGGCACAGAUCACGCCGAUGUCGUUGCCUCCGGUCAAAUACCUUCCUCCGCCAAUCAAGAAGAACAGGAAGAAGGAAAAAGACGUGUAUGAUUCCCUCAUCAUACGGAUAGAUGGUGUGCCCCAUCUCGAAAUGGACGGAGACUUCGUGUCUCUCGUGUACGAGAGGCGCUCCGGUCCGCAGUCGAGGUACCCGAGGGAUAUCCCGGAGCCUGGGGUCAACAAGAAGCCCAGAGGCCGUCCAGUACCUACAAAAGAAUCAGGGGAACGGGAGGGUACAACAUAUACCUGUAGGAUCUGCCACAAAGCCUUCAAACGGUCGCAACACAUGAAGCGCCACAUCCGCUCAUUGCACAUGCACAUGGAACACACCUUCGUGUGUUCCUUGCCGUUCUGCACAAAGUCGUUUGCGAGGCGCGACAACCUCAUCCAGCAUGAGCGCAAGCAUAAGCUCUUCGGGGCAUUCCAUGACUGCACGAAGAACUUCGAAGGCGAACUCUUCCCGAAGUUUCUUCCUCAUAACGCCUCUCCCGAGAACCUCGAGCGCCUGCGCGAGUAUAUACGUCAGAUGGAUGCAGCGAUCGAAGAAGAGGAUUCAAGACCAGUUCACUUCCCGGGGCCUUCGAAAUAUUCCCGCGACUCCCCGCUGAUUGACGACGACUUGGCGGAGGUACUCGCUGCAGAGAAGGCAGAGGCAGAGGCUCGCAAGGCAGAUCUCGAGAAGCUCCUCUCCGGGCACCCGCCUGCGAUUGGGACAUCCCGCAACAUGCCUCUCUGCUCGCAGCCUGUCUUUCCUGCAGACUUCCAUUAUGGCGGUGUGGAUCGUUCCUGAUGUCUGAUGAAAGGAUACGUUAGCGAUGACCUGCUAUGCAUAUCGACAUGCUCACCUGCUCUCACUACACAAAUGCUCUCGCCCUGUUUCGUCGCUCUGCUAUCGUCGAACCUGUGUUGUGACUAUUCUUCGUGAUUGUAUUGUACACCGUGCGUCUCGGCAGUUUUGUUAGCUAUGCUCCCAGAAUGCUCUGAAAAGACUCUGUACCUACAACUAACAGCAUCUCGCACCUCCUUGUAUCAUUUGUGCUUACGCUACACCCGGCUUGUUUGUUAAACAAGUAUUGGCGCCAUGACGGGGUAGAUGUCUCAAUCAGCGCUUCUGGUGUUGUGCUACAGUCCGAGAAAUUGGAAUGCUGGACGAAGUGGAAGCAGGAUGGA